Messenger RNA from Symbiodinium sp. CCMP2592, 1218 nucleotides. The record is from the annotation of a GenBank genome assembly. Lineage: Eukaryota; Dinophyceae; Suessiales; Symbiodiniaceae.
AUGCUGCAAGCCUACUGCAUCUUGGCUGGCUUGCUGGCCAUCUCUCGAGCUGUGGACGUGAAGCACACAGCAUCGGAGCGCGAAGCGAAAUCCGAGAGGAACGUCCGGAAUGUUGAGAUUCAAGCCGAUGGAUCUGCGAAGGCCCUGAUGCGUCGGGAUGCAGGUCGAGACUCCGACCUGACCGAGGACGCACCACAUCCGCAGCGUUUCAGCAAGCUUGGCACCGGCUACUGCCCGGCAGGGUACUAUGCAGGAUGGGUUGCGGCCGACGGUAAUCUCGAGAGCUGCAAGGCCAAGUGCCAAGAAGAGGAAAAGUGCCGCUUCUUCGCACUGUAUGAGGGAAAGACAUGCUCCAGGUAUGACUCUCGAGCCGGGGAUUGCAAUGAAAGGGUUGAAGCGGGUGGCGAAUACUCGCCGGAGCAGCACACGACCUUUGCCAAGACGGAGAAGGUGGACCCUCGCUACAGGAAGCUCGGAAAGGGCUAUUGCAAGUCUGGUUACUACGACGGAUGGAAGACCGAAGACGCCAUCAGCCUCGCGGUCUGUGCGGCAAAAUGCGGCACAGAAUCGCAAUGCCACUAUUUUGCCUUCGUGGAAGGAAAGACCUGCUCCAGGUAUACAGGCGAUGCCAAAGACUGCAGUGACCGACAAGUUGGUGAUGAUCGAGCUGAUGCUCACACCACCUAUGCCAAGACCCAAGAAACACAGGCUUUGUAUCAUUUUACGAAGCUUGGAACCGGCUACUGUGCCGUCGGGUAUUUUGCCGGUUGGAUUCCAGCAGAGAGCACGCUACAGGGCUGCAAAGCCAAAUGUGAAGCCGAAUCCGGAUGCCGUUUUUUCGCUCUCUACGAGGGGAAGACCUGUUCCAGGUAUGAUUCUAGGGCCGGUGACUGCAGCCAGCGAGUGACGCAGGGGGGUGAGUAUUUUCCCGAGUCUCAUACGCUCUAUGCCAAGACGGAGCAGGCCGACCCACGGUUCCGGAAGCUUGGAAGUGGAUAUUGCCUGUCCGGCUACUACGACGGAUGGAAGAAGGAGGAUGCCGCGAGCCUCCCGAUUUGCGCUGCGAAAUGUGGCGCAGAGUCGCAAUGCCACUACUUCGCCCUAGUAGAGGGGAAGACUUGCUCAAGGUACACUAUCGACGCCAAAGACUGCAGCAACCGACAUCCUGCCGAUGAUCACACCACUUAUGCCAAGAUUGCUGAAGUUCUCGUCGGUUGA